Punica granatum (pomegranate) is the source of this 1722-nucleotide messenger RNA. The record is from RefSeq and is a predicted model, not a curated record. Lineage: Eukaryota; Viridiplantae; Streptophyta; Magnoliopsida; Myrtales; Lythraceae.
AGUCUUUGACAAGCGUUGACCCGAAAACCCUCGAAGCACCGUCUCUCUCUCUCUCUCUCUCUCUCUCUCUCUCUCCUUCUUCCCCGACACUGUACCGCAAUCGUCCCUCUCAACAUCUCGAAGGGUUUAACGAGGGUUUAGGGUUCAAGAAGCCCAACACUCGAACCCCUUUUGCCCUUCUUAGCAGACCCGCUUGCGAUUUUCCUCACCAGCGAGCGCUUUGAGCUGAAUCAAAUUCAAAUAUUGAAUUGGAGAUCCCAGAAGAGCUUCCGUCCCUGCUUCAUCUGUUCCCUGGAGUGGCACUGUGAUGCAAUUUGGAGACAGUAGAAAGCUAUGCAGCAAAAAACUGAGCGGUGGUCAUAGAUCUGAGAUUGGGAAGUAGGUGAUUCCAGUUAUCGGUAAUCUCUUGAGCUUGGGGUGAAGUGAUGUGAGGAGCUGAAUAUGAGCGAUGGAGGCAGGGAGAGAAGGAAAUUCCAUGAGAGUUCUGACCCGCAAAAAAAACCCGGAACUGAUUCGUUCGCACGAGCUAUUGUAAGAGUUGGAGUUGGUCAGAUAUGUGAAAAUGAAGGGUUUCAGGCAUUCCAACAAUUUGCUCUGGAUGCUUUAUCGGACAUUGCAAUUAGAUACAUGCUUGAUAUAGGAAAGACGGCUGUUUCUGCUGCAAAUUUUGCCGGUAGGACUGAGCCCAAUGCUUUCGACAUCAUUCAUGGGAUCGAACAUUUAUGUUCAAUCGUGGGCUUCUCUGGUGCUUCUGAUGUUGAUCGGUGUCUCUUGAGUUCAGGUACGGCGAGGGAGAUAUUGAAUUACGUGGAGGAAUCCAAGGAGAUCCCCUUUGCGUAUCGUCUCCCUUCGCUCCCGGUUUUGAAAGAUUGGAGGCAGAGUCCAAGCUUCCUGCAGAGCAGAGAGGAACCUCCUCAGAAGCAUAUUCCUUCUUGGUUGCCUAAAUUUCCCAUUUGCCAAACUGGUGAGGAGAAAGAACCUGCGAAAGCGGAGAAUUCUUUGUCUAAUUUGCACCAUGGUAUCACUUGCAAUGGAUCAGGACCAUCCACGGAGACGAAGGAAGAGAAGAAUCCUGGGAUCAAUCCGUUUCUGGCAGAACCUAUUUGUUCUGGGGUGAAAGAAGUGUCUCCGGUGGUUCCGCCUUCCAAGGUCGACGCGCAGUUCGCCAAUGAGGUUGUGGGGAAUCACAUAGAGUGCGAGCAAACAUCUGGUGACAAGUCGAAUGAACCCAAUCUAGGAAUGAAGAAGGUUCUUUCAAAACAGAGACCGGCUGUGCAAUUCAAGAUUAAGAGAAGUAGGAAGCUUCUUGGGUUGGCCCCUGACUCGAGCUUUCGGGAUGAAGGUGUUCAUGAGAGAGACCGGUCUUCGGUGUAUGACAAUGGUAUCAAGAAUGAGAGUAAAAGCGCAGGGAAGGCUCCAAAGGAAUCAUCAAUGGAGAGCCCAAAGGAACGCGUCCUGUUGUAGUAGUUUGUAAAAGUACUUUUUCUUCCGCUAAUCUUUUGUACAUCAGAGAACUAGCAGCAGCAGCAGAGAAGAGGUUGGUCCAUCCUGCAAUUUGCUUUUACAUGAUGGAGAAUAUACGAUUGUAGCUUAGUGCGGGGAGAAAGAUAGUUCAUAUCGAUGUAUCAAACUGUAUAUGAGGUGUGUUGAAGUGAUAAACCUUGUUAGUUGACGAGCACGAUUCAUUUCGAAUGAGAGUUUUUCUUUUUUCUGCUCUUUCUA